UCUUCUACAUUUGCUUUCCAGAAUAUUAUGGUUGGUUAGUUCUGUUUAUCGUAUUCGACCUUAGUCUAAGUAGUUUUCCACCCACUGAACUCUGGAACAGUUUUCUAUAGAUAUUCAAUAGGCAGUAAGCAGGUUCAGGAAGUGAGUUGCAUCACUCUUUCGAUUUGGAUUUAUUGUUUAUCUAUUCCUCGUGCAACUAGGUAAUUUAUGAACUACUGUGCUGUGCAAUGAAUUCAAAUGAAAAUGAUGGCGAAAUGUCCACAACAGAAAGACACAUGUCAAGUGUGCCGUUCCCACCUAGUCACAAGCUCACUAUAGAUGAUAUUUUCGAUUCUAAUGGUAGUCCACGAGUUGAUCUAUUGAAACAACAUUUUGUAAAAGAAGGAAGAAUUUGUGAAGAGGCGGCAUUAAGGAUAAUAAAUGACGGGGCAGAACUUUUACGAAGAGAAAAAACAAUGCUUGAUAUCCAGGCACCAGUUACAGUUUGUGGAGACAUCCACGGCCAAUUUUUUGACCUCAUGAAGCUUUUCGAAGUUGGUGGAAAUCCAGCAACAACUAAUUAUCUCUUCCUCGGUGAUUACGUCGACAGAGGCUAUUUCAGUAUAGAGUGUGUUCUUUACCUCUGGUCUUUGAAAAUUUUAUAUCCUAAAACACUUCACCUGCUUCGAGGAAAUCAUGAAUGUCGACAUCUUACAGAAUAUUUUACUUUUAAACAAGAGUGUAAAAUCAAAUACAGUGAAAAAGUUUACGAUGCUUGCAUGGAAUCAUUUGAUUGUUUGCCACUUGCCGCAUUAAUGAAUCAACAGUUUCUCUGUGUUCAUGGUGGAUUAUCGCCUGAAAUUAACACUCUCGAAGAUAUUAAAAGACUCGACAGAUUCAAAGAACCUCCUGCUUUUGGUCCCAUGUGUGAUCUGCUAUGGUCAGAUCCUUUAGAAGAUUUUGGAAAUGAAAGGUCAACUGAUCAUUACUGCCACAACACAGUACGAGGAUGCUCAUACUUUUACAGCUAUACUGCUGUAUGUGACUUCUUACAGAAUAACGGGCUGCUUUCUCUCAUCAGGGCCCAUGAAGCCCAAGAUGCCGGGUAUAAAAUGUACAAAAAAUGUCAAACAACAGGUUUCCCUUCACUUAUCACCAUAUUUUCUGCACCCAACUACCUGGACGUUUAUAACAAUAAAGCUGCUGUACUCAAAUACGAGAACAACGUUAUGAACAUUCGACAGUUCAACUGCUCGCCCCAUCCAUAUUGGCUCCCCAAUUUCAUGGAUGUCUUCACAUGGUCACUACCUUUUGUAGGAGAAAAAGUGACUGAAAUGCUUGUCAACGUUUUAAACAUCUGCUCAGAUGAUGAAUUAUUAGCUGAAAAAGACGACACAUUUGAAGCAGGUGGGCUUUGUAACGUCUCAUCGGUAAAAAAUAACAACGCUCUUUCUGGCCAAAAACAAUUGUCAAAGACUCGAGGUACGCCUGCUGCCAGAAAGGAGGUGAUCCGCAACAAAAUUCGGGCAAUUGGCAAAAUGGCCCGAGUAUUCUCAGUACUCAGGAAGGAAAGUGAAACGGUACUUCAGUUAAAAGGAUUGACACCUACUGGUAUGCUGCCAACAGGAGUGUUAUCUGGUGGAGCAACAUCAUUACAAGAUGCUAUUGGAUCAGCGGAUGACAGUAAAAUUACUACCUUCAAAGAAGCGAAGGAUAUGGACAGGGUGAAUGAAAGAAUGCCUCCACGACGCGAAGUAAAGAAAACGUCAUCUGAUGGUCAAGGACCAAGCAAUAGUGCAGAUGGUCACGCAUGACAAUGUUGUGCUGAUAAUAGUGCAGUAAUUUGUCAAACUCAAACAAAUGUGUAAUGUUAAAAUUUCAUCAAGGAUAUGUGGAACUCGUCAUUGAAAGCAGAUUCUGAUUGGGUUGCAUUGUUAUGCGACAUAUGGCUCAUUGUGAUGUUAUUUCCCUAAUACCAGACUGAGCAAGUUGUCCACAGUCCAGAUAUCCUUUUUUCCUCAUCACCCAUAAUUUAAUUCCUUACGUCAUCAAUCCUAACUUUUAUGGUUAGACUCGAUUUGUAACUGGGGGAAAUGGAACCGUGACACGUUAACGACUCACUAUUUAAAAAGUUAUGAAUAAUAAUUCAUCAAUUUCAUUUGGUUCAAAAUGCAACAUCCAUGUUUAUAUUUACAAAUACUUGUAGAUCUUUUAUCCAUAAUCGAGCUAUUUUGUAAUUGGGAAAUUUCAUCUGAUAUUUCACCCAUUUGUAAAAAUGGAAGCAUGCAAAUGAAUUAAGGCCUCAAAUUCGCUAAGAAGACUUUCUUUAUUAAGUUUUACAUUCAUAUUUUCCUCAGAUGUAAGAACAUUUAGCACCAGUAAUUUCACACCUAAACAUAGUUUCUGUGUUCAUUUUAUGAACUCUAUUUCAUCCUAAAAAUUAUGAGACAGCUCGACAGUUCUAUUUCUCUCAGUUACAUAUCUGUUCCUGAAGUUGUUUCAUGAAAAUUGAACAUUGAGGGAAUAUUAUAUUUAUGAAGCUGCCUUCAAAUUCAUGAUAUUCGACUUGCCUAGUAUAGUUAUCACUUUCAUCUCAUCUGCCAUUUUCAAUAUAAAAUGUUAUAACUAGAAUUUUUUUAAUAUUUAUCGAACAUGGUUAGAGCACAACAAUUUGAAGACGUAGCAUGGUAAUUUACUAGCUUCGUAAAUUCAUUAGAAAACGAACACAAAAUAGAAAUAAUAUUAUUUAGGAUGUCUUCUGGAAUAAGGCCCAAGAAGUUGAUGCUUAAUCCUAUGAAUUUAUUACUCCUAAUCCGAGGGCAAGUAGUAUUAGAAUGUGAAAAAUAAUGAGACAGUUAAAAGCUGGAAGCGCUAAAAUUUCUGGUAGCCUCAUCUAUUAUGUAAGCUUUGCUCCUGCUCCAACAAUUUGUCAAGGCUCCAAGCUUCGGCUUCCCAGCUCUGAUUGAAAUGGAAAAAUUCUUCCUUAUAUAUAAUCUGAGCUACUGGCAGGCUAUUGUAAUUAAUAGUCUUCAUGACCAACUAGUCUAUUUUUCAAGUUCCGAUCCAUUUGUUCAUUAAAUUAAAUUGCCUGUUCUAUUUAUGUCCGUCCAUCAGACUCUCUAUUCCAUCUCAUACCUUUUCUUUUGUAAUUUUACAGAAGAUAAUUAAUUCAAAACUGCAAAUACCUGGAAUUUUUUUACUUAGGGCCAGUUUAUGAAAUUAAGACAUAGAUUUGCUAUUUUAUUAAUCUCCCCCAAGAUGUGUUUAUAGAGUAACACUUCCUCUACACGGCAUCUUUAAACUCCUGAACAUUUUGUAUAUAACCAAAUUCACCUUUGUAUAUUAUUAGUUAAUCAGUUUUGCACAGUAUGUUGUAGUCGAAGGCUAUGAAGAGUCUCUAUAAUUUCAAAACCAUAAAAUAAAGUUUAUUUGUCCCAGUGUGAUCUGCUAUCUUCUAAAUCAGAUAACUUUUAGUAACCCUGUUCAUUGUUAAAGUAAUUAUAACUUGCUAUAGGUCAGGAAGGUGCAACCUGCAACCUGUGGCAUGUGGGCCUAUGAUAAAUAAAGUUUGGCAAGCGGUUUCACUCAGUUAUUUGUAUCUGGCGCUCUUGUAUUGCAGGUCGCACACUCCUGCUAUAGGUAGUCGAGCCAGAAAUUCACACCCAGAAAUUUUUCGAACAAGGGGAGUAAUUAGAUAGUGACCUUAUCAAUGGUCUUCCCAUAUAAAUUGGUUCGAUUCUUUUAUCAUCAACUGUUUUGACAAUUUAUCAGAAUCCUGAUUAUGAGACAUUAAUAAUUAAAGUUGUAGAUAAGACGCAUCUGCUUAUUUCAUCUGGUAUCAUCCGCCUUACCCUUUUAUAUAACAAAAAUAUAAUUCACUUUAUGGCCCCUUUGAGUCUUUACUUAGUUAUCUGACAAAAAUGUCAUGAAAUUCAUUAGAUUGUGACUGUGAAAUUAGCCAAUACCAUCAUCUAUCACGCUUUUUAUGUUCACUUUUGUUGUACGAUUACUUGUUCUGAGUUCCGGUUGGUUAAAUUUUGGUUUUUGCUUUAAAAAAAAUAUUAACGCAACAUGCACAUUGUUACAAAUAUUGUUUAUCUGUUUAUAUAUUAUAUAAUAUAGUAGGACAAAAUUUUUUUUGAAUGUUUGUUCAAUUUUCUAUAUUAAUCUUAUUAUAAUAAUUGAUAUAGAAAUUGUUAUUUUUUCAUGGUAUUUACGCUUUGUUUGAUUGACACUACUACUUAGUUGUUAAUAUUGGAUCAUAUGCAGUAAGUUUUGAAAGAAAAUUCGGAGAUUUUUUUUUUUUUUUGAUUUACAUUUUUUAAUAAGCUAACCUGUAAUUUAUCAGAAAAGCUGCCAUCAAAUUUGGGUUUGAGGCUUUGUGAAAGUUUGGGUGAAUGAUAACAACUUAAUUUGGCAUUGUUUUUCUUAUUUCGGCAUACAACCAUAUCUGAUAUUCUUAUAAAGUUAUUGAUGGUUGAAGUUGGGGUUUGCAACUCUCUGACCUAAAUUUGGUUGCAGGCACUUUGCACAUCUUAUAUUUAGUAAUUACAGUAGGAUAAUGCACGUAGCAAUAAGGUUUGCCAUAAGUUGGAGAUUCGUUUUGAUUGGUCUACUUACUUUUUUAUGUCAGAGACCUGUCAAUAUUUUCAGUAUUUUACUCUUGAAAAAAACUAUCUAAUAAGGAACAAUGGCUCGGGGAUGUGAGCUAAUAAUAAAGUUUUUGUUUGGAAUA
Messenger RNA from Styela clava, 4714 nucleotides. Its product is annotated as protein phosphatase 3 catalytic subunit alpha-like. The record is from RefSeq and is a predicted model, not a curated record. Lineage: Eukaryota; Metazoa; Chordata; Ascidiacea; Stolidobranchia; Styelidae. Gene Ontology annotation, molecular function: calmodulin-dependent protein phosphatase activity. Gene Ontology annotation, biological process: calcineurin-mediated signaling.